Molecule: messenger RNA, 489 nt
Organism: Mytilinidion resinicola
Lineage: Eukaryota; Fungi; Ascomycota; Dothideomycetes; Mytilinidiales; Mytilinidiaceae
Exons: 2
Biological process (GO): double-strand break repair via homologous recombination
Cellular component (GO): cytoplasm; chromosome
Molecular function (GO): four-way junction helicase activity; 3'-5' DNA helicase activity
Source: RefSeq, a predicted model, not a curated record
CGGUGGAAGAUAAUAAGAUUGGUGGAUAUAGAGCAGCAGUUGAAAGCAUUAGUAGGUAAAAAGGCCGAAUUUCGGGGCGUGCAGAGACCAGCAUUAAAGGCUAUUAUAUACUAUAAGAGCCCGGUAGUUGCUAUUAUAGGCACAGGUAGAGGCAAGAGCAUGUUGUUUAUAUUGCCAGCAUUGUGUUCAACAGGCGUAAUAGUAGUAGUUAUGCUAUUAGUGUCGUUGCGGAAGGAUAUAAAAAGCCGUUGCAAUAAAGCCGGCAUCGAAUGGGCGCAGGUCGUGUUGGUCACGCCGGAGUCGGCGGUUGGGGAGGCAUUUAGCAAUUUUAUUAACCAACAGCGGUCGAUGGGACGGUUAGACCGGAUUGUGAUUGACAAAUACCACGUAAUUUUGGAUUUAGUAGGCGGGUGGAGGAGCAGGAUGUUGGCGUUAAGGAAUUUAGUUAUAAUAGAAACGCAGUUGGUGUAUUUAAUGGCAACAAUUUAG